AUGCCCACACGUGGCAGCUCCUCACUCCCCGACCCGACAACUCCCAGAGACUCCAUAUGGUCACGUUUAGCUGAAUCUCUAAUCAGCCGCUUCCUUGGGCUCUAUGAGGAUCUCGAUUUCCGCGAGUGGCACGCCUUCCAGCGCAUCCUGGCUCUCGCGCUAUCACUCGCUUCAAACAUCUUUCUCAUGAUUUUCAGACUGCACGCACGCGACGAUGGUUUUAGUUGGACAGAAAUGGGCUUUUUCACAGCUAGUAUCAUAAACAUUAUAUUUCUCAGAGCAUGUCAUAAAGACUACCAAUUAUUUAGCAGACCGGCAAAGGAAAAGCCAAAUAGCGAGCAUGCACACCUUGUCGAUGUUUACCCGAGAAACAAUAGAACCACUGAUUCACUAAUAGCUGCCGCCUUGGCACUGUUGCUUGACAAGUUUGCAAAAAAAAAAAAAAAAGAGACCAACGACGCCGAUGAUGAUAAAAUAUGGGAGUUAAGAGUAUGGAAUCCGAAUACUUUCUACAUCAGCUUAUUUUCUUAUUUUCCGCCUACAAAUAUAUUCAUCAUUCACUCUAUGAAUACGCACAACUGGCCGUUUCUACUUGUCGCUCUUGUAUUCACAACAGCACAGGCUUGCCUUUUGGCGUCAUUGUAUUCCGGGUACGUCAAAGACAAGGAAGUAUUAUACGCCGAAUCACAGAUAGAAUACGAUUCGUGUUUUGUCAAACGCAAAUUAUUUACUCUCAAGGUUGAUGUCACUACACAAACUAUUGGAGAGGUCAGUUGGGAUUAUUUAUACCCGAAAGUCGAUAACUUCAAUGUAAUAACUGGAAUACCAACAGGACCGAUGGAGAUAACGCCUAGUGGGAAUGGGCAUUACACAGAUGGUCUGCUGAGCAGCAGAGUUAUCGAACAUCCGAGAAAGACGAAUGGGCACAAUCCAGAAGAUUUUACAAAUAACCCUUGGGCUGAUAUGGGUAUACUCGAUGGGCCCGUUCCUCUGGAUUCUUUAUUUACCAAACACGAUGAAAAAAUAACUCACUCUUGGACACUUCAGGUUGAAACUGAAGUAGAAGUCUACAAGUUAUAUAAGGAAGUCCAGGACACUGACAAUCUGAGCAACGUUACUCUGGAGAGAGAACGUCACUUGAAUUACUUGUUGAGCGGAUCAAAAGGAUUGAACAAGUAUUUCGUGGUCCUUGAUGCUAGCAGACCAUGGAUCUGUUAUUGGGUUGUGCAUGCUUUGGACAUUCUUGGACACACGAUUGAACCCGAUUUCAUGCAAGGUGCUAUCGACAUGCUUUCCAAAUAUCAGAACCCGACAGGAGGCUUUGGUGGCGGAUUCGGUCAGCUUUCACACCUGGCUGCUUCAUAUGCUGCCGUUAAUGCUUUGGCUGUUCUUGGAACCCAAGAAGCUUAUGACAUAAUUGACAGAGAGAACCUUUACCAAUGGCUUUUAAGCCUAAAGCAGCCCGAUGGAUCUUUUAUCAUGCACAAAGGAGGAGAAGUUGAUAUACGUGGUGUUUACUGCGCUCUCUCUAUAGCAGUACUGACUAACAUACUUACACACGAAUUGAUCGAAGGAACUCCAGAGUGGAUAAAAAAAUGCCAAACAUACGAAGGCGGUAUUGGUGGUGUUCCCGGUAUUGAAGCACAUGGUGGAUACGCGUUCUGCGGUCUGGCUGCGAUGGAACUUAUGGGAGUUUCUGAAAAACUGGAUGUCUCCAAGUUAUUACGAUGGGCCGUCUCUCUACAAAUGCCACUUGAAGGCGGGUUCCAAGGUCGACCAAACAAACUUGUUGAUGGAUGUUAUUCCUUCUGGGUUGGUGGGCUGUAUCCAUUGCUCGAAACGAUCAGGCUGCGUCAAAAAUUGAGGGAAAAGAAAACAAUCAAGCCAUCGGUGUGUCAACUAUUGUUCAAUAGAGAGGCUCUUCAAGAAUACCUCCUUAUUGCAGCCCAAUAUCAACAGGGUGGUCUUGUGGAUAAACCACCAAAAGGGCCAGAUUUUUAUCAUACUUGCUAUUGUCUCAGCGGAUUGUCAACUGCGCAAAAUCACGUCGUGUACGACAUUGAAAAGGCAUCCGAUUUAGAAAGACAAGGAAAACUUAAUGCUGCAGCAAGAUCUCUAUUGUGGGCUGAAGACGUUUCAGGGAGACUCGUCAUAGGGAAAGAGGAGAAUCUCGUGAAAGCUGUACACCCAAUUCAUAAUUUAACGAUACCAAAGGUUCAUAAGAUAAUCAACUAUUUCGUGACAAAGGAUACCAAUGCAAUACCAUCCCUUUAA
Molecule: messenger RNA, 2274 nt
Organism: Paraglomus occultum
Lineage: Eukaryota; Fungi; Glomeromycota; Glomeromycetes; Paraglomerales; Paraglomeraceae
Source: the annotation of a GenBank genome assembly